Molecule: messenger RNA, 610 nt
Organism: Bombyx mori (domestic silkworm)
Lineage: Eukaryota; Metazoa; Arthropoda; Insecta; Lepidoptera; Bombycidae
Gene: Time
Product: time interval measuring enzyme-esterase A4
Biological process (GO): superoxide metabolic process
Molecular function (GO): copper ion binding
Source: RefSeq, marked provisional
AUUCUCCGACGGAAGCCAACGAGAAAACAAAAAUGCUGCUUCAACUCACAUUCCUGGCUGCGAUCGCUCUGGCGACGGCUCAUCAUGGCUUCACCACGCCGUCCCGCGCCAUUGCCUUUCUAUCCACAGAAACGAUUAGAGGCAACAUCACAUUCACUCAGGUUCAAGAUGGGAAGGUCCACGUUCAGGGGGGCAUCACUGGGCUGCCUCCGGGUGAAUACGGCUUCCACGUCCAUGAGAAGGGCGACCUAAGCGGCGGUUGUGUAUCGACUGGAUCUCAUUUCAAUCCUGAACAUAAGGACCACGGUCAUCCGAACGAUGUUAACCGUCACGUCGGCGACCUUGGAAACGUGGUCUUUGACGAGAACCACUACAGCAGGAUCGACCUGGUAGACGACCAGAUCUCGCUAUCGGGUCCGCACGGUAUCAUCGGCAGGGCGGUGGUGCUCCACGAGAAAGCUGAUGAUUACGGCAAGAGUGACCAUCCGGACUCCAGGAAGACCGGCAACGCUGGCGGUCGAGUCGCUUGCGGUGUCAUCGGAAUUCUAUAGAUCUACAAAUUUCUCAUUGAAUUGUCUUAUUUAAUAAAAUAUAUAUGUAUUUUUAAGUU